AUGGGAGAGCCGCUAGUCGCCGAGCCGACAACUGAUCAAACUCCACUGAGUACGAAUUCAGUGGAAUAUCAGAGUGCCGAUUCUCACCGAGCUUCAGAGUCUUUCGGCGUCGAGAAUAUCUAUCGCGCUCUGAUUUUAUUCUGCGAUAAGUAUUCGUUGGAUAAGAAACAAGUCGCUCUCGGUCUCUUCCUGUCAUUCCUUCUGAUAAUCUUCUCAAUCGGGACUGUUGUCGCCUGGAAUCGGUAUUCACCAAUUAUCCAGGAAUUCAUUAUCAAGGAGAAGAUAGAGAAAGCUAGAAGCAAAAACAGCGAGAAAACCAAAAGAAGAAUGAACCGAUUCAAGAAGUUCCUCAACAAACAGCGCAUCAAGAACCACUUCAACAACAGUGGUGAGGGAGUUCGUCUCUCUUCUGGACAACCUUCUUCUUCUCAACCGACCGCUGUAUCUGGCGCAGCUCAGGGCGGUCAAAUCGACAGAGUUGCUGCUGCUGAUAUCGCUGCUCAAGCUGCACUCAAACGUAUGCAGAAGAAUGAGCCUCAACAAGAUGCCAGCAAGCGGAGAAUUCAAAUGAUCGCGAAGAGAGAGUUGGAAGAGGAGAGACGUCAACUGGAGGGGUUGCAGAUUUCCGAUCAAGCGAAUUCUUCGACUUCUUCUCAACCAGCCGAAGUAGAAGAAAAAGAAUUCGAGCACUCUUCGUUGAUAUCUGGAGUAUAUUAUACUUCGGAACUUCUCGGGGAGGAUCAUGUGCGAUCCAAGGCUGAUCUCCUUGAGGACAUCAAGAAUUUCCUUACCGAACAAAUCAGUGACUCUGAAGAUGACAAUGACAAAGUUAUCGCUGCAGUCUUGAUGAUUUACUCGUUGAAUACGACUGCUGUCAAAGAGCUCGCCAUCGACACAAUCUACACCGUUGUUAACAACAUUCUCAGCCAGCCAACUAUUCCGAAAUUCCGAACGAUUCGUCUCUCCAACAAAACAUACAAUGAAAAAAUCGCUGCAGCAGUUGGAGGACGCAAAUUUAUGGAAGCGAUUGGAUUCGUCGAGAAGAGCAACGGAGAGGAGCAAUGUCUCAUUUUCUCGAAACCGAAUGACGAUCAUCUUCCAGAAGCACUUGAUGCAUUGAGAAAUGGACAAGGUGUUCCGAUAAAAGUGGCACGAAACUUGGAACUGUUCAUGUUGAAGGAGGGACAAAAGCCAAAGGCGCCGGCAUUGAGUGCUGACUUCUACAAUUUGUCUGCUGCUGAGAUCAAGGCAGAACAAAAGAAUAAGACGUUGCAAGUGGAUAGAAUGCUGACUCUUCGUACCAAGGACAUGAAGAAGAAGGAUGAGACAGUGAGCAACUAUCGCUACAAAUACACGCUGAUUCGUAUCAGAUUGCCCGGAAAUCUCUUGAUGCAGGGAGUAUUCGGCUGCUAUGAGCCGUUCUCCGCUGUCCGCCAAUUCGUUGCUUCCGUUCUCUCCGACUCGCUCGCUGUCUCCGAAUUUACUCUUCGUGACGCCACCGGCCAAUCUGUGGAGGAUGAAACCACCAAUUUGGCUCAACUCAGUCUCGCACCGGCCGCUCUUCUACAUCUUACCUUCUCUGAUAACAUUACUGGACCCGAAGGAAUCGUUGCUGAUGAAUAUGUGGAGCUGAUUCGUGAACUCGACUAA
Molecule: messenger RNA, 1650 nt
Organism: Caenorhabditis remanei
Lineage: Eukaryota; Metazoa; Nematoda; Chromadorea; Rhabditida; Rhabditidae
Exons: 4
Coding region: 1-1650 (549 amino acids)
Cellular component (GO): cytoplasm
Molecular function (GO): protein binding
Source: RefSeq, a predicted model, not a curated record